Molecule: messenger RNA, 2086 nt
Organism: Scophthalmus maximus (turbot)
Lineage: Eukaryota; Metazoa; Chordata; Actinopteri; Pleuronectiformes; Scophthalmidae
Gene: cdk10
Product: cyclin-dependent kinase 10
Exons: 15
Coding region: 356-1456 (366 amino acids)
Biological process (GO): protein phosphorylation; regulation of mitotic cell cycle
Cellular component (GO): nucleus
Molecular function (GO): ATP binding; cyclin-dependent protein serine/threonine kinase activity
Source: RefSeq, a predicted model, not a curated record
CCUCAACCGGCGACAGUCGAAUGUGUUUUGAUUCUCAGCCCGUGAGCCUCGGACACAGCACUUCCUGGUUCUGAGGGGAGAGUCACGUGACCGGCGGUGGUCGUUCUUCUUCGCCUCUCAUUUGUUUGUUGAAUCAGUUUCAGAGAACCACCAGCCCCUGUCGCAGCCCAGCACCGAUUCGGACUCAGCCAACUCUUCUCCAAUUCCGCCGGCCAUCCUCAUCACCGCUCCGUCGCAAGAAGACUUCCACGCAUCGAAGACCACCAUGACGAUAGCCGACGCCAUCAAAGAGCGGCGGCCGUCUUCCACGCCCAUCGUCGUGGGGAGGAAACUGGUGACCAGGAAGUGACUCGGAAUGUCCCGACGCACGAGAAUGGACGCCGUCGCAGAGGACGAACCGGACCCGAUCAGGCUGAAGUCCAUCAAGACCAACAGAACGUUCACUGUGCCGCAGAACUACCGGUUCGGCAGCUGCAGAAGUGUCCGGGAGUUUGAGAAGUUCAACCGGAUAGGAGAAGGAACUUACGGCAUCGUGUACCGAGCCCGUGACACCAAGUCCGAUGAGAUCGUGGCGUUGAAGAAGGUCCGGAUGGACAAAGAGAGAGAUGGAAUCCCCAUCAGCAGCCUGAGAGAGAUCACCCUGCUGCUGAGGCUGAGGCAUCCCAACAUAGUGGAGCUGAAGGAAGUGGUUGUGGGCAGCCAGCUGGAGAGUCUGUUCCUGGUGAUGAGUUACUGUGAGCAGGACCUGGCCAGUCUGCUGGAGAACAUGCAGACGCCGUUCUCCGAGGCUCAGGUGAAGUGUAUCGUCCUUCAGCUGCUCAGAGGUUUAGAAUAUCUCCACCACAACUUCAUUAUUCACAGGGACCUGAAGGUUUCUAAUCUGCUGAUGACAGACAAAGGCUGCGUUAAGAUCGCUGAUUUCGGGUUGGCGAGGAUGUACGGUAUUCCUCAGCAGCCCAUGACCCCCCGGGUGGUGACGCUGUGGUACAGAAGUCCAGAGCUCCUCCUGGGGACCAAGAGCCAAACUACAGCUCUGGACAUGUGGGCGGUCGGCUGCAUCGUGGCCGAGCUGCUCGCUCACAAACCUCUGCUGCCGGGAACCUCGGAGAUCCAGCAGGUCGACCUGAUCGUCCAGCUGCUGGGGACGCCCAACGAGAACAUCUGGCCGGGUUUCUCUCAGCUGCCCCUCAUCAGUCAGUACAGUCUGAGGAAGCAGCCGUACAACAACCUGAAGAACAAGUUCACCUGGUUGUCUGAGGCUGGACACCGACUGCUCAACCUGCUCUUCAUGUACAACCCACAGCGCAGAGCAACUGCCAAAGACAGUCUGGAGAGUUCCUACUUCAAAGAGAAACCUCUACCCUGCGAACCCGAGCUGAUGCCGACCUUCCCUCACCACCGCAACAAACGUGCUGCUCCUCGCGUCGAGAGUCGCAACAAACGGAGCAAAGUGUGAUGAGGACGACGAGGAUGUGAUGAGGACGACGGUUUCUGUUCACGAAAACGUAGAUUUGCUUUUAAGGAACGAUUACUAGAUUUAAUUGUUAAUUCAUUUUGAACACAACUUCAGACAAAUGUUUUCACAGAUCAGAGCAGGACGCGACGCUCUGGACUCAAGCAUAACACUGAAAACGUUUUCUUCUAUUAGCUUCUGGAUUAAUGUCUGCACACGAAAGACGUUCAAGGUAACGAGUUUUGCUUUUUACAUUCAUACGGAGACGCUGUGACCUUGCAUGGCGAGAAAAUGCACGAGAGCUGUCGCACUGGAGCUGAGAGGAGAUUGUCUUCGACAGAAACGGGACUGAAGAAGAAUCUGCCGUUCUGGUUUGGAGAAAACACAGAAUGAAAGGAACUUUGUACGAACGUUUUGUUUCCUGUGGACAGAGACAGCAAAGUCGUGGUGACGCCAAUCAUCUCGUCUCUGAAGAGUUAUUUUCUGAAAAUGUUGGAACUUUUCCUUUUUUCCUUCAGGCUGAACGUCGACUGUAAAUAAAUAAUCCGCGGCCUAGUUGGAGGAAAACGAGGCGAACAUCUGAACAUGUGAUACUUUUUGUGUAAGAUAUUAAACACAAGAAAAAAUGUCAAA